Messenger RNA from Acyrthosiphon pisum (pea aphid), 2074 nucleotides. Its product is annotated as CG4239-like. Gene Ontology annotation, molecular function: potassium channel activity; identical protein binding. The record is from RefSeq and is a predicted model, not a curated record. NCBI's taxonomy places the organism in Eukaryota, Metazoa, Arthropoda, Insecta, Hemiptera, Aphididae. The transcript is spliced from 8 exons. The coding region runs from base 744 to 1568 and encodes 274 amino acids. Gene Ontology annotation, biological process: potassium ion transmembrane transport. Gene Ontology annotation, cellular component: membrane.
GGCAGACUGUCUGCUACGUCUGUGGUAUGAUUUCGUGCCAUUGUGCCAUAUGUGGUAUGCUUAGAAUGCUUAGAUCAUAAUAUAGUAUAGUAUAUUAUGAUCUAAUUUCUAAUGUGCUAUGUAAAAAAAAUAAAAACAGCCAAGAGACAAACACUCAACUUCUCAAGUACUCUGUCUCUGUAGUGUAACUUCUCACGGUUAAUAUACUAAUGCCCACUGCUCAUCUUUAUCUAUGACAGUAAAUGAGUAAAAAAUAGAUCUAUGCUGUCAUAAUAGUAGGUGUGAUGUUAAGUAAUCAAUGCCCUGUGCCCCGGCCUGGUAACUAUUAGUAUUAACAGUUGUUUUUCUUUGACAAUUGUCGGCGGUGCAGUGCACAACUGCACCGCUGUUCAUUAUUUAAUAUUAAUUAUUAUCAUUUAAUAUUUACGGCAGUCGAAAACUGCAGCUGAAGAAGACUUCGUGAGUGUUUAUUUGUUAUUAUUAUUAUUUUUAUAUAGCGCCUGAACGCCAUCGCGACACCGCGAGUGUCGUCCGCAGCGCGCAUCGCAGACGUCGUCGUCGUUUGUCGCGAGUUUUAUAAUUUAUUAAUACACCGACGGUACGCCUACUCGCCGGGGCAUUGUGCUAUAAUUAUCUCGCGAUCUGCUGGCAGGUCUGCCCGUUUAACGAUAGAUAAUUCGCCGGGUAAACGCUGACAGUGCAACGCACAGAACACGACACGAUUAUUGGUCGAAAUUUGGAACAUGGACGCCGAAUCGUUUUUGGAGUUUGCCAGCCAAGUGACCAAAUGGAAGAUGUACCCAUACUUUGACGUUGCGCAUAGUGUGCUCUGUGCGCUUCACGUCCGUGAUGACCUCGGUCCAGGUGCACUGGCGUUUUCACGCAAGCAUCCCAUUUCCUGUUGGCUGUCCACGAUGCUGGUCGUCUUUGCUGGAGGCAUGCUGAGUGCUGCUCUUCUUGGCGAACCCCCUUUAGCACCGCUCAAAAACACUCAACAACUUUUGAUUGCUACAGCCGUUUGGUAUCUAGUUUUUUACACGCCAUUUGAUAUUGGAUACAGUAUUGCAAAGUUUCUUCCUGUGAAAUUAGUGUUUUCUGUUAUGAAAGAAAUAUAUCGUUGCAAAAAGGUCCAUGAUGGUGUAUUGCAUGCGGCUAAACUCUAUCCCAAUGCCUACAUAAUAAUGGUUUUAAUUGGUACCCUUAAAGGAAAUGGUGCUUCAUUUACAAAAAUUAUUGAAAGACUUUUAAGAGGAGUAUGGACACCCACAUCUAUUGAGACAUUACAACCCAGUUUUACUACCAAAGCAUGCAUUAUAGCGUCCGUGGUGUUUGUACUCGAUAUUAAAAGUGAUUUAAUAUCAGCUCCACAUGCUUUUGUUUAUGUUUUUGUCAUUGGUUUCUUCAUAUACUUCAAGGUAUUCUCUUCAAUGAUUUUGGGAAUACAUGAGCCAAUGUUACCAUUUGAAAACUUGAUAUGCGCAAUAUUCUUUGGAGGUAUAUUUGAUUAUACUACUAAAGCGUUCAAAAAUACCAAAGACGACAAAGUAGAUACAAAAAAGAAAGAUUAACCAUGAAUGGAAUUUGGUUAAUGUUUAAAUAUUUAUAAAAUUCACUAUGUGAUGUAUUAUUUUAUAUCUAUACUCUAUUCAAGUUAAGAGUACACCAGUUUGCGCAUGUGCUACUGACUGCCGUAUGUUGCCGUAACCCCAUGAUUGAUCAUUCUGAAACAAUUUUACGCCAACGUGUACUGUGUUAUUAUUACCGCCAUCGCUGUGUAUCAGUGGUGGGGAACCAUGUGUGAACAUGACGUGUUUUCGUCGACCGCCCGGUGUACUCUUAAGUUGAAUAGAGUAUAGUCAAUGCAUUUUUCUUGCACAAAAACAAAUCAUAAUGUUCCCCAAUUGACUAUUAAUUAUAAAAUCAGUUUUUUUUUAAAUAUACCUAUUAUUUUUGUUGUAUUUAAUAUUGAUAAUUAAAUGUAAUAUUAAUAAAUUGUUGAAACUAACAGGACUUUCUAUAUCAUAAAAUUAUUUUAUUAUUCUCAGAAAAAUAUAUAUAUAUAUAUAUAUAAAAA